AUGUCAGCGCGGGUAGCGCCUCAGCCGCCGCUACAAGCCUCCCCUUCCCCGCAACUGGCGCCUGGUCAAGUGUCCGCUUCGCCGCAGCCUUCCCCGCAGCAGAUGCAGCAGGCGCUGCAAACCCAAAGGCAGCAACAGCUCCAAGCACAGCAGCAGCAUUUGAUGCAGUCGCAACAGGCGGGUCAAACGCCGAAUCAGCAGCAGAACUCACAACCCCAGGCGCAGCAGCAGCAGCAGCAGCAGCAGCAGCAGCAGCACACCCCGCAGAAGCCGUCGCUGCUGCACCCCCUCCCGCCGCGCGUGCACCAGCAACCGAGGCCUAUAGCCAUUCGGCCAGUGCAGGCAGCGGGGCAGCAGCAGGCGCAACAGCAGACGCAGCAGCUGCAGCACCAAACCUCCUCGGCCCAGCAGGGCAACUCAUCUCAGGUGGCAAACUCGUCCCGCCCUGCGCAGGCGCAAGUGCAGAACCAGAGUGCUCUGCAGGCGCAGCAGGCGCAGGCUAGAGGACAGGCGCAGGCACAGGCGCAGGCGCAGAGGCAGGGGGGUGCAGAGGCGCCAGCAGCAGUGGCUCAGGCGCAAGGGGGUGGGCAGCUGCGGCUGCCUGGUGUGGCAGGGGUAGCGGGGAUGCCAGGGGGAGCGGGGAUGGCAGGGGGGACGGGGGUGGCAGGGGUGGCAGGGGUGGCAGGGGGAGCAGGACAGCAGGCACAGCAGCGGGCGCAGCAACCGCAAGCAAGGCGAGCACAGGCUGGAUCUCAAAACCCCCUCGAGCUCCCCGCCCUCUCUUCCUCCCGCCUGCCCCGACUCACCUCGCCGCCCCCUCUGCCCAAGCGGCCAGCCGCACAAGUGACCCCUGCAGCUGCAGCAAAGGCUGAGAACCGAACCAGUGGUGCUUCCACUGGCCUCUCUGGGGCAGCACCUGGGUCAGCAGCACCUGGGCCAGCAGGACAGGGUGCUGGAUCUGUGGGGAUCAAGAGAAGUCCUGCUGUGCCAGGUGGCGCCAUCGCAGAGGUGAAAGCAGGUGCAGUGGGCUCACAGCAAACAGUGCCGGGGAGAGGUGCUGCUGAUACCAAGGCUGCAGCGGCUGCAGCAGCAACGGCGGCAGCGGUGGCGGCGGCGGCAGCAGAGAGGGAGAAGCAGAGGCGACGGAAGCUGCAGAUGAAGGCGCUGCAGGCUGUGCUGUCCCAGUGCUCUGCGGAGUCCUCAAGAGCACACAACCUCCGCCUACAGAGACUCCGUGAGGCCGACGAAGCUGCAGAGAAGGCUCGGGCCGAGGCUCUGGCUCGGUACACCAGCAAUGCGGAGCUGCUGCAGGAAAUCUUCACCUGCGAUGCCACGCAGCUCUCUGGACUGGCCUCCUGUGCCGCCCUGUGGGGGCGUCGGGGUCCCCCUGGUGCCCCUGGGGAAGGCGAUGCAAGAGGGGACUGCGAAGGGGGUAAAGGGGAGGAUGAGGUGGAUGCACGAGCGGCAGAGACAGGGUUUGAGAUGCUUGCUGCCGUGGCAGCUGACGGCUUCGGAAAGAGGAAUGAGGAAGAAAAUGCCAGGGCUGGUGCUCCUGAUGGUCUCACAGGGUCGUUUUUAAAAGCGUCACAUUCUAGAGCCGUACCACAUGAUCCGACUUUGCCUUUGACUAAACCUUUUGCUGGGCGUCAAGCAGGGGAGGGGCGAUUUGGAGCAGCCAAGGGGGGGGAGCGGUGGGUGCAGGAGGUGGCUGUAAUGGCAGCUGACUUUGAUCCUGUGGUGAUGGCAUUCACGAAUCAGCUGCCGGGCAGGGAUCGCGCUGGAGGGAUGCAUGAGGUUGGUGAGAAGAGGCUCAGGGAAGUGGGGGUGGAGUCAGGAGAGGGAGAGGUUGAGGAGGCUUGGUGUGGUAGGAGGAGGAGCAUGCGGGGUGGGGCGUGGGAUGAUGUGGCGGCAACAGAAUCGGCUCCAACUGUUAGCGCUUCACGUCGCCGAUCGGGUCAAUGGGCAGGCUCUUUUGUGAACGCUUCUGAACCAGUUGUGAUUGACGAUGCGGAGGACGAGGCAGGGGAGAAGGACGAGGAAGAUAAGAGGUUUGAUGAACUGCUGGAGGAGAGGAACAAGAAGAUGGAUGAGUUUGGACAGAUUAUGGCAUUAGCAGCUGUAGCAUCGACUGCAACUGACAUUCUCCGGAAGCUGAAGCACGAGAACAUAAUUGAGAUGCUCGACGCCUUCGAGACCCCGCAGGAAUUCUGCGUCGUCACGGAGUUCGCACAGGGCGAGCUCUUCGAAAUCCUGCAGAACGACCAGGCGCUACCCGAGGCGCAAGUGCAAGUCAUCGCCAAGCAACUGGUGCGCGCGCUGUACUAUCUGCACUCGAACCGCAUCAUUCACCGCGACAUGAAGCCGCAGAACAUUCUGGUGGGCGCGGGCGGAAUCAUCAAGCUCUGCGACUUUGGCUUUGCGCGCGCCAUGUCGUGCAACACCAUGGUGCUCACAUCCAUCAAAGGUGCGCCAUGUCGUGCAACACCAUGGUGCUCACAUCCAUCAAAGGUGCGCCAUGCCGUGCAACACCAUGGUGCUCACAUCCAUCAAAGGUGCGCCAUGUCGUGCAACACCAUGGUGCUCACAUCCAUCAAAGGUGCGCCAUGCCGUGCGACACCAUGGUGCUCACAUCCAUCAAAGGUGCGCCAUGCCGUGCAACACCAUGGUGCUCACAUCCAUCAAAGGUGCGCCAUGCCGUGCAACACCAUGGUGCUCACAUCCAUCAAAGGUGCGCCAUGUCGUGCAACACCAUGGUGCUCACAUCCAUCAAAGGUGCGCCAUGUCGUGCAACACCAUGGUGCUCACAUCCAUCAAAGGUGCGCCAUGCCGUGCAACACCAUGGUGCUCACAUCCAUCAAAGGUGCGCCAUGUCGUGCAACACCAUGGUGCUCACAUCCAUCAAAGGUGCGCCAUGCCGUGCGACACCAUGGUGCUCACAUCCAUCAAAGGUGCGCCAUGCCGUGCAACACCAUGGUGCUCACAUCCAUCAAAGGUGCGCCAUGCCGUGCAACACCAUGGUGCUCACAUCCAUCAAAGGUGCGCCAUGUCGUGCAACACCAUGGUGCUCACAUCCAUCAAAGGUGCGCCAUGCCGUGCAACACCAUGGUGCUCACAUCCAUCAAAGGUGCGCCAUGUCGUGCAACACCAUGGUGCUCACAUCCAUCAAAGGUGCGCCAUGCCGUGCAACACCAUGGUGCUCACAUCCAUCAAAGGUGCGCCAUGCCGUGCAACACCAUGGUGCUCACAUCCAUCAAAGGCACGCCGCUGUACAUGGCACCGGAGCUGGUGCAGGAGCAGCCGUACAACCACACGGUGGACCUGUGGUCGCUGGGCGUCAUCCUGUACGAGCUCUACGUGGGGCAGCCGCCCUUCUACACCAACUCCAUCUACACGCUCAUCAACCACAUCAUCAAGGACCCGGUGAAGUACCCCGACGCCAUGAGCGCGAGCUUCAAGCACUUCCUGCACGGGCUGCUCAACAAGACGCCGCAGAACCGCCUCACGUGGCCCGCGCUGCUGGAGCACCCCUUCGUCAAGGAGACCGCCGAGGAGAUCAGCGCACGGGAGGAGCGAGCACAGAAGGCGAUGGAGCGAGCAUGCAGGGCAGCAUGGCACGCACGUGCCAGCACGUUCCUUCCCCACCCGCUCAUGCCCUCCGCCGCCAAGGAGAACGCCAACGCUGCACCAGAGACCAAGGCGGCGCCAGCAGCAGGGGGCACGACGCCUGUACCGUGUCCGCCAGGCAAGAAGGCGCGCGAGCUGCCUCUGCGCAACAUAGAGGCCCGCGCCACCCCCCAGAACCUCUUGCCCGCCAAGGGCCCCGCCCCGCCUGCUCAGCCCGCCCAGACACCGGCACAGCCGCAGCAGCAGCGACAGCAGGCGCAGCAGCAGCAGAGGCAGCAGGGGGAGGAGGGGCCACGAGGGGCGAGAGCAGCGCGAGCAGCAGAGGAGAUGCCGCCUCCCGCUCAGCCUGCAGCCACAGGGAGGAGCCGCCUGCUGAGGCGACUGGAGGUGAUUCGCUCGUUCCUCCCAAAGGCCGCCUCCGCAUCCCCUGACUCCAUAGCAGCAGCAGCGAGCGCGCUGCACUCCCUGGCAUCGCUCGUCACCGACCGCCACCCCUCCGACCCUCCUCUGGACGUGCGCUGCCUGCACUACGACGUGUUCCCCGCCGUCCUAUCCCUGCUCGACACGUGUCUCGCGGACAGAUCCUCCCGCCUGCAGCCUGUGCUGUGCCCCGCGCUGGCCCUGCUCCGCUGCGCCUUCGCCCUCAGGGCGUCCCUCGCGGGCAACCAGACAGGGAGGGAGAAGGAGAGAGAGAAGGAGAGACAGGGCAAGGGGGGAGCGGGAGGGGGCGGGAAGAAGGGCGAGGAGGGGGAGUGGGAUCGGGAGACAGAGGGGGCGUUUUUGGAGAAUGCUCUCUCGUUCAUCAAGAAAUACCCCAAGGUGCUGGAAGGGCCAGCGCAGCAGUCAGGCGAGGCGUGCCACCUCGCCACGGCCUCCCUCACUCUCCUCCUCGCCGCCUCCUCUGCUGCCGUCCGCGCAGCCUGCCUCCCCGGAGCCUCCCCCCCCGCCCCUUCCGCCACCGCGCCCCCGUCCACUGGCUCACAGCGGCAGCAGAAGGCAGGGGGCAGCACUCGGGACAGGAGCACACGCGGUACCCAGGGAGCAGCAGCAGGCGGAGGGGGAACAGGGGGGCGGGGAGGGGCAGCAGCAGGGGCGGGUAGUGUGAGUUACGUGGAUACAGAGAUACUGUCGUGCGCACAGGCAGUGGCUGUUACAGAACACAUGGCGCGCUGCAUUGCUCUCGCAGGGAAGGGGCUUGCUCUUGCUGCACAAGAGCAGGAGAGAAAGGGCGCUAGAGGCGGGGCUGCUGCCCGGGGUGCCGGCCGGGCAGCUGAAAAGAUUGACGCGGAGGAGGCGGGGGAGUGGCAGCAGGCGAGUCUGCAAGCUCUGCUGGGGAUCUGGGCAGCUGUGGAAGGAAUGGAGGCAGCUAGCGGGGAGUGGAGCAGCGGGGAUAGGAAAGGCUUCCCGUUAGCAGUUAUGCUCGGGGCUGCACCGGGGUGGGAGGGCGUGGAAGGAAUAGGGAAGAAGGGAGGGAAGCUGCGGAGGGCUCUUGGGGAGAAGCUUGAGAAGGGGAGGUUUGUGGGCGAGAGGUUGCUGCGACGAGUUGUUGAGGUGAUUAUCGGGAAUGGGGCCAGUGCGAGUGCGGCUAUAGCUGCUGCACUGGAGAUGGUAGGAGGGAACAAUGUGCUGCUUCCCAGGCUCCUGCAGCUGCUGCUGCGCUGCUGCCUCUUCUCCCCGUCCUUCUGCUGCCUCGUGGCCCGUGCACCCAUCCCAAACGCCCCCUUCCCCGGGCACGAUGGGAGCAUUGUGUCGGGAGGGGGUCCCGACUCCCUGCUUGCAACCAUCUUCUCCCUCCUCCACUCCUCUCCCGCUGCUCCUGAAGACACCUUGCAAUGCAGCGUCCGGGCGGCGUUGGCUUGUCUGGUAGUGGCGGCUGUAGCGGAGGGGCUGGGGUUGAGGGGCCUGCAGGGCGGUAAGUGGGUGCUGACGUCAGACUCGCAGGUGCAGGAGGUCAGGCUGGCGGUUCUAGGGAGGCUGGCAGGGGAAGGCGGAUUAGGGGAAGGUGAGGGAGGGAGGGCUGGUGGGAGCAGAACGAGAGGAGCAGCAAGGAGUGAAGCACAACAGCAGCAGGGGAUGGGGGUGGGGCCGGGGCGGCCGUCAGCAGCAGCAGCAGCGCUGGCCAUGGCAGUGAUCAUGGAGCUAGAGCUCGCUCAGUCAGGCGAGCGCCGAGGCUCCUUCGGAGGCGGGUCGUGGGGCGGCGGCAGGGCCUCAUUUGGCGGCACCCCUGGCAGCAGCAGCCCAGCAGACGCGCCUGACUCUUCAAACAUCUCCGACCUUGUGCUCAAGCACCUUCCCCCCCUCUCUCUGCUCUCCUCCAAGCUGCGGGUUGCUCAUGCGCCGGGGUAUUCCAAGGCGAUGGAGGGGUUUGGGGUGUGUAAUGGCGGGUGGGGGGAGCUGUGGGGGGGCGCGGGGAGGGUGGUGGGGCGGUGGCACGGGGUGCGGGACGGGUAUGUGGGCAUGCUCACAGUCUCCCUGCGCCUGGGGGGUCCUCAGGCGGUGGAGAAAGCUCUUGGAGAUGGAUUGCUAGUGUCUAUGAUGAGCGUGCUGGCAGGGGGUGUGGGUGCGGGGAAAGGAGUGGGGAGGGGCGGAGCGGGGGAGGCGGUUGAGGGGGAGAGGGCGGCGUGGGCGGCGGGGGAGAGGGGGUUCUCGCCCCCGGACCAUGUGGGGCUGUCACCCACGGGCGUCAUGUGGCUGCUGGCAGGGCUCUACAUGUGCCUGCCUGGUGCGUAUCCUUUGCCCCUCUGUUCCACAGCUUUCUCCUCUUGCCCCCCAUUCCGUGACUUGUACUGCAGUGUCUCCGCUCUGCUUCGUGCCUCGUUUUCAACUCAAUGCCCGAUUUGUUUCUCCAGCCUCUCAUCACACGUAGUGUUCCUGCUUGUCCCCAUGCUCUGCCUCCUCUGCUGCUCCCUCACCUCUCCCCAUCACUCCUCCCUGUGCCGUCCCUUCUCCCUUCCCGCUUCCCUCUCAGCCGGUGGUUACCGCGAUGCCCUGAUUGGCGCAGACCCCAUCGACAUCCUCCUGAAGCUUCUCGGAACCUUCCACCUGGCGCACCUGCAGGCGUGGGACAACUGCCAGGGGGGGCCGUGGGGGGAAAUGCAGCUCGCGCUGGGGGGGGGAGGCGCGGAGGGGUCUGGAGGAGGCGGGGGAGGUGUGAGAGGGGGAGGGGGGGCGGAAGCUGGGCACAUGUGGGGGGAAACAGGGUGGGUGAUGGAGGGAAGCUUGGAGGGAGUGGCACAGCCGGUAUCACUGGAUAUGGUGGUGGAGCUAGUGUGUGGUGUGGUGGACGUGCUCCUAUUCCCCUUCCACGCAGUUGUUGCAGGGGAUACUAUUGGUGGGGCUAGCAGUGCGGGUGGCACCACCAGUGCUGCGCCCGCUGCUUCGGCAGUUAGUGGGGCGGCGGGCGGCAGCAGCGUCAGGUCGGGCGGCAGCGGGGGGGAGAUGGAUGAGCUGUCUCGGGCGCUGCUGGCGCUGCAGCCUCAGUACCUGCAGAUGCUCCAAGAGACUUCCUACCUCAACAUCCACCUGCUCGUCCAGCAAGCCCCAUCUUGUUGCAGCAUCUCAUGUCCACUCUCCUCCUUUCUCCCCCUCUCACAUUCCUCGCAGUCGUCGGCCAUCCCAGUGCUGUUGGCGUCACUGGCGGUACUACAGGGCCCAGCGCUCAUCGGCCCCAUCAACCUGCUGUCGCGCAUCGCCCACCACUCGCCCGCAGCAGCUGCCCUGCUGGUGCGGCACGGGGGCCUGGACCCGGGGCUCAUGGGGAAGCUGUUUGGCAUGGAGGAGCCCGAGGAGGGCGAGGGGGAGGGGGCGGAGGGGGGGGACGGCGAGGAGGGGCAGGGGUACGUGAUGGAGGUGGUCAUGGACGUGCUGCUCAUCGUCUCCCACCUUUCGCGGCUCUCCGAGGACUACUACGAGCCCAUAGCCACGGCGGACAUCUACGGAGCACUGGAGGUGUUCCUUGCACACCCCGAUGCUGGCGUGCGCUCCAAGGCCUGCAAUGCCGUGGGCAACAUGUGCCGCCACUCCGCCUACUUCUACCCCAUCAUGGUGGACUCGGGGAUUCUAUCGCGCCUCAUAGAGUGCUGUGCAGAUCAUGACCGCAACACACGCAAGUUCGCCUGCUUUGCGAUUGGCAAUGCAGCAUACCACAACAGUUCGUUGUACGCCGCCCUGAGACCAGUCAUCCCGCACCUAGCGGUGCUGCUAGCAGCCGAGAGCGGGCCGCCCAGCAGCAGCGACGACAAGAUCAAGGCCAACGCUGCAGGCGCGCUGGGCAACAUGGUGCGCAACUCCGGGGAGCUCUGCCACGACCUCAUCUCCCAGGGUGCGCUGCAGGUGAGCUGUGGUGGUGAUGCAAGGGACAGAUGGUCAUGCAUUUUCAAGAUGCUGGGGCCAGCGUGCGCCCUUGGGUGCUCUGCAAGAUGUCUGUUGAGAAUCUUCAUGGGCUGCACUUGA
Messenger RNA from Closterium sp. Naga37s-1, 8076 nucleotides. NCBI's taxonomy places the organism in Eukaryota, Viridiplantae, Streptophyta, Zygnematophyceae, Desmidiales, Closteriaceae. The record is from the annotation of a GenBank genome assembly.